AAAAAAAAAAAAAGUCACCCCCCCAAUUUCAAACUUGACGAGUUGCUCGUCUACAAACAUGGCUACUGACACCACUGAUUAACCCUAUCAGACAAGCCCACGCAUAGUGCUUCAUGGGAGGUAAUUUAACUUAUCAGUCGUAAAAUUCGACAUUCAGCGUAAUAUUUUAGAUAAAAUCGUGCAGUAAUUAUUCUUAUCUCAUUUAUUUUAAUGACAUUCCAUCAGUUCACUCUUUUUUAACUCUUUGAGCCCAAAAUGCUUGACUCUGUUGGGUAAUAAUCCUGAUAAGGACGUUUUCAAGGUGAAGUUGCCCUGAACUGCAUUUUAGUGUCGUCUAAAUACUUUCUAUUGUCACGUCAUUUUUGAAGAUUAAAAAUAUCUAUAAAGCGGUAUUUUAACUCUUUGUUGUGAUUAAAUCAUAUGUUCAAUGCCGUAUUAAUUCGAAAAACAAUCAAAAUAAAUAAAAAGAAAAUACUGUUAAUUUCAUGCGCAGGCCCCUCUUGAAGAACCUCUAAAAAUUGACUUCAUCUCUUUGAAAGCGUUUAGUACUAUAUGCGCACGGUCUAAUAGUUUAGUUUAGUUUGUGUCUGCUCUUGGAACUUUUUCGGCACUAAAGUGGAGGACUGUUCAUCGACUGGAACUUAGAGUUAUUAAGAGAGAUCCGAGUAAGAAUUAGCUGUGGUGGUGUUAUCGAAGAACGGAACUGAUUCUCAAGUCGACCUCAAGCCAUGAAGUGAACUACCCCUAUUUUUGAAAUUACCAGCCUUGAAUUUCCUUCGUUUCUAAAGCGCGAAUGACACUUUAAAAGGAUGGUGGGAGGCGAGCUAAUGGUCGUUGUAGCAUGGGUGACGUCAUCACUGGUAGUACACUGCUUGGGGCAAAAAGAUGCUAGAUUUUGGAAUAAAAACAGGCCAGAUCGGGAUGAAUUCCCGUCCACGCCUGAGGAGAUAGAACUGCGAUUACUAGAAGACAAAAUAAUACCAGACGUGGUCCAUAAGGCUCCAAAAGACUAUUUAAAGGUAGAGUACAAAAGUAAAGCUAGAAUAAAUUUGGGACAAGUAGUUCGGUGUGGUGACACGACACCAGAUCCUCCGAUUAGCAUAACCUGGCCUGCAGCAGAAAGUGACUAUUACACUUUAUUGUUGACAG
Molecule: messenger RNA, 1149 nt
Organism: Bemisia tabaci
Lineage: Eukaryota; Metazoa; Arthropoda; Insecta; Hemiptera; Aleyrodidae
Source: RefSeq, a predicted model, not a curated record